AUGGGAGCAGCCAACGAGAGCGGGGUAACUGAGUUUGAAUUAGUUGGAUUCUGGGACCUACAGCCGUUUCACACUCCCCUCUUUGUCUCCUUACUCCUCACUUACUUGCUCAUCCUCACGGGCAACUCCGUCAUCCUAGCUCUCGUUCAGAGCAGUCCCCGCUUCCACGUCCCCAUGUACCGCUUCAUCGCCGUGCUGGCUACCCUCGAGAUGUGCUACACCACAGUCACCAUCCCCAAGAUGCUGGUGGAUCUUCUGGAGGGGCAGAACCGCAUCUCCUUCAGCGGCUGCCUCCUGCAGAUCUAUUUCUUCCAUGCCCUGGGCAUCACGGAAGCCUGCUUGCUCACGGUGAUGGCUUACGACCGCUACUUAGCCAUCUGCACCCCUUUGACCUAUCCGGCCACUAUGACCACCAAGUUCUGCUUGCUGCUCGUGGUGGGAUGCUGCACUUGUGGCUUUGCGUGUCCUCUGCCGGAAAUCAUCCUCAUUUCCUCACUGCCAUUCUGCGGGCCCAAUCGCAUCGAGCAUAUCUUCUGCGAUUUCCCUCCAUUGUUCCGUCUCCCUUGCGCUGACGUGUCCGGUAUCAUCAUGACGGACUUCGUCAUCCAUGCCUCGGUCAUCCUGGGUCCUGUCUUCCUGAUUGUCUUCUCCUACAUGAAGAUAUUGACAGUCGUAGCCAAAACCCAGAGCCCUGAAGGCCGCCAGAAGGCAUUGUCUACCUGUGCUUCUCACCUCAUUGUGGUCUUUGCCUUUUUCGGGACAACGGGGUUUAUGUACAUCCGUUUGACUCAAUCCAGAUCCUUGCAGUACGAGAGAGUCAUUGCCGUGAUCUAUGCGGUCCUCACCCCUCUCUUCAACCCAGUUGUCUAUAGCCUGAGAAACAAAGAGAUUCAGGAAGAGAUCAGAAAAAUUACUAAGUUUCCAAAUCUAUCAUUCAAGACCUGGCGGCAUGGUUCAUGCUGA
This is a messenger RNA of Euleptes europaea (tarantolino), 963 nucleotides long. Its product is annotated as olfactory receptor 6N2-like. The transcript has a single exon. Lineage: Eukaryota; Metazoa; Chordata; Lepidosauria; Squamata; Sphaerodactylidae. The record is from RefSeq and is a predicted model, not a curated record. Bases 1 to 963 code for a protein of 320 amino acids. Gene Ontology annotation, cellular component: membrane. Gene Ontology annotation, biological process: G protein-coupled receptor signaling pathway. Gene Ontology annotation, molecular function: olfactory receptor activity; G protein-coupled receptor activity.